GUGACCAGAAACUUGCUAGAAAUGCAAACUGCUAUGCGCCGUGUGCCCAACGUAGCUGCUGCUUCCAUGAGGCAUGUACGCUGUGUGGGUCUUCAAAGGGCAGCUGCGCCGUGGCAGUCGCCGUGCCGCCACGGACGCGCAGCGUUGUCCCCUGUGCGAGCCAAGCCUCGGGCAGCAGCGACGAGAGGUUUUACGAGCCCGCACCAAGCUUCUUCAGCGCUAUCGGCAAGCCAGAGGUGGACGCGCUCAAAGCGAUGUUCCAGAACAACUUCAGCGAUGAAAUUAUCCUCAGCAUACUCCAGGCCCUGAUGGCAAAGGCUGUCGCGCCAGUGAAGGACGAACUGGGCGAGCUCAAAACGGAGGUGGCGCGCCUCCAGGGGGAGCUGAACCUCACCACCGCGCAGUACCUGAAUACACUGGGCCUCCUCCACAUGCGCGGCCUGAUGGAGCACAUCCAGGACACGAUGCACACGCGCACCAACGUGCAGUGGGACACGACCAAGGCGAAGGACUGCUGGCGCGCGUACCUGGCCGAGCGCAAGAGCCUGCAGGAGUGCCUGAAGAAGAACAACGUGAGCCCUACAGAUGCUCCAGAUGCGAUGACGAAGAUGUACGAGACCCUGUCAACCGCAGUCCACGACUCACGGUCCCCGGAGGAGUACCAGCAGACGAACACGAAGCUGUACAUCGGCCCUCCGCUGAAGGACAGCCGGCAGCGCGCCAUGAUGGCGUGCCUGUGCAAGGACGUGAACGUGGCUUACGAGUACCGGGUUUAAGGCAUCGCUAGCUCUGCUCUUUCACGGAUGCGUUCUGCUGUGUAGCAUGAACUCAUAGCGGGGGCGUCGCCUGGCGAUUGCAGGCCGGGGGUUGUGGCAGAUGUAAGGGCAAAUUGGGAAUGAACCGCAGGGGUAUAGGUACGCAUUUGUUACCUGGUAGCAGCAGCACUCCCGCAGACGUGCAAUCGGCGGGGGCUUCCGAUGAACCAGCAGGCAGGCAACGGCUGCAGUUUCCCGCAAGAUUCUAACCACGUUUUUUGAUUUCGUGGUUUAAAUGUGAAGUUUGCCGGAGCGUGGGUAGGGGGGAAGGCACGAUGCUCCAUGGCUGCGGUGUACAUUGCAUGCGCAGGGAAAUGGCCGUACUACUAUUGUCAUGUCUGACUGCAUCAUGUGUCAUGAUGCAGUCAGACAUGACAAUGGUAGUACGGCCAUUUAUCUUCAAUUGAUCGAAUGGUUUGCCACUAGCUGGCAGCACAGUGCAGGUCGCCAACCAAGUGAGGCGUCAGUAAGAGCCAAGGGUGUGUUAGAGAGCACAAGGAAAGACAAAAAAAGUGUGUAUGUGUAUGCCGCCGUUGCGCACUUUCUGAGUGCGGUUGAACGUCGGGCCUUCGCGGCGGCGCGUUGCAAGGCGGCAGCGGCGCUGCUGGGCCCCGAUGGCUGCUGCUGCAAGUGUGGCACCAAGGCCGCCAGGUACAGGCAUGGCAUGUGCGGCGCGUGCUACGAGUGGGAGCGCCGGCGCAAGUAGUGCGCAACUGUGUGUGUUGACUGCUGUAGUUUUGAGGGCCCACGGGACGAGGCACGUUUGCUGACUCGGAUGCGACAUUGCUCCUACGGCUGCUGUUGUAUGUUUUGAGGGCGCUCGGAUGCGACCUGGUUGCCGUGCAAGCGAGCAGAGUACUGGUAAAGCCACUCGUUCCUAGGUGCCCUCGCGCCCAUGCACCCACUGCAUGGUGCACUGUGCCAGCCACUUCUCACGCCUUGCCGCCGGUGCUGGAUCGGGAACUUGCCGGUGCUCACUUGUGUGCUGGCGCAGCCCAUAUUCUCCUUUGGCACGCAGGCCGCUUGCGUGCCGGACUCAGACUGAGCCGCACUCAGCAAUACAACCUGAUUGGAGUUGCCCAGCGACUGACCCAGCUUGCCACAGGCACGCGGCAUCCGUGCCUUCCUCUCGCGGCUGUUAGAGGUGCUAAAGCGCUGCGGGGUACGUGGGCUAGUGGUGAUUGCUAGUAAGUGCUGGUGGUCUGUGGACGGCUGGGCUUGGGCUGGGUUGUGCUCCAUGUUAGGUGUACGACCGUUGGGCUGUGGUGCGGUGCUGCCUGCCUGCCAAACAUUCAACGUCUGGACUUGGUUAAAUCCGUAA
Molecule: messenger RNA, 2136 nt
Organism: Chlamydomonas reinhardtii
Lineage: Eukaryota; Viridiplantae; Chlorophyta; Chlorophyceae; Chlamydomonadales; Chlamydomonadaceae
Exons: 5
Coding region: 255-776 (173 amino acids)
Source: RefSeq, a predicted model, not a curated record